Molecule: messenger RNA, 5263 nt
Organism: Calypte anna (Anna's hummingbird)
Lineage: Eukaryota; Metazoa; Chordata; Aves; Apodiformes; Trochilidae
Gene: MIDEAS
Product: ELM2 and Myb/SANT domain containing 1
Exons: 14
Coding region: 539-3895 (1118 amino acids)
Biological process (GO): regulation of transcription by RNA polymerase II; negative regulation of DNA-templated transcription
Cellular component (GO): histone deacetylase complex; transcription regulator complex
Molecular function (GO): transcription corepressor activity
Source: RefSeq, a predicted model, not a curated record
AGGAGUUGUUGAGGAGCCCGGGCCUGGGAGCCUCCCCGCUUACCGCACUAGGAAGUGACGCUUUCCCCGAGUCCCGGAGAGAAAGAAACAAAGUUUGGUUUCCCCCCACCCCCUCUCCCUCUUUUCCUACCUCCGUGCAAAUUGCUGCUCCGCGUCCCCCCAGCCGCCCGCCGCGGCAGCCGUGCCUCGCUUCGCAGCAUAAAAGCAAUGCAAGGUAUCCUAAUACUUCAGUGUAUUUGGAAGCAAGACACAAUAUCUUCUGGGAAUUAUGGUAUCAGGACUGGCUCUGUGCUUUACCCAAAGGGCCUGUAAUAAGUGGAUCCUGCUGACCUCUGAAGCACACAGGAUAAGAGUGAAAAGAAGUGGGAGAAGCACAAAGCAAAAAAGGAAGUUGAUGCACUUUCCUCUGUACUUCUUUCCUGCCCCUUAUUACUAAAACUGAAUGGAAAAGAGAGACUUCUGUGCCUUUCCUUCCCCAGCCUCAGGGAUGGGUGGAUUGUAAAUACAGUGUGUGCAGUUUGGGAGAAUAGACUGAACCAUGAAUCUUCAGGCUCAGCAGAAGUCUUCAAGCAAAAGGACUGGGAAAAGAAUUGCCUAUUUUAAUGAGCAGGAAAUAGCAGUGUCAUCAAAAGAACCACAGCAGCAGCUUAAGGAAGGACAGUACUAUGGUCCUGGAGGGAAUAUACCUGUCUCUCAAACUAUGGAGAUUUCUCAUGCAGGAGGAUUAGCAAAUGCCCCCAACAAUGUUGCUUUGAUGAACUCUGUUUACAAUCAAGAUAGGGGGGAAUCAAUGAUGAUGUCUCAGGCAGUGACAGCUGUCAAAUGGCAGAAUUCACUAAUGGGCAACAGGCUGCCAGAGAGAGGUGACAGCCACUGGCAGUCUCCACCUUCCAUGUGGAGCCAUGGUAUGGUUUUUGGGGGCAACACCAAAGGACCUCACUCCAGUGCUGGUGCCCCAGGCUUCUAUGGCCACUCAGAAGCCCUUAAAAGAAAUCAAGAGAAAGGAGUGUUUGUCUCACAGCUGGACUUGUAUGGUGAUGCUGUCCAGCAAAUGAUGUCUCAGAAGGCUCAGCUGGAACAGCAAGCUCUGGUUAGACAGCAAGCUCAAAUGAAUUCUUUCCAUCAGAUGCAGAAACAGCAGCAGCAGAAUCAAAGUCUGCCAUUACAGCCUUUCCAACUUGCGUUUGGGCACCAAGGCCAAAAGCAGGGUCUUCCUGAGUUGUUACAUGUCUUUCAAGAGGCCCCAGCUUCUUCCAGUCCUGCAUUUACUGCUCAACAAAAGCAGCAAGCUCUUCCCCAGCUACAGCUGUUUGAAAAUUUCUAUCCUCAGCAGCAGCAGCAGCAGCAGCAGGCUGGCUCACAAGCCUUCAGUCUGCAGCAAGCUACUUCCAUAGCACAGCCUCAUGUGGCAGCUGCAGCACCUCAGCAUCACAUGAUGGGACACCAGUUUCAGCAAACAGAGAGGAACCAGGAACUAUUCAAGGCUCUAACAGAGCAGAAUCAACAGACUGUGCUACCUCAGACCCAGAUUCCCUUUCCAAGAAGAUCACGGAGACUCUCUAAAGAAGGUGCCCUGCUGACAUCUACAGGAGAAGUAUUGACUUCCAAGCAGUCAGAAGAACAACCUAGCAAUUUAUUUCUUCAUCACUGGCAAACACAUCAGCAAGAGGUCCCAUUACAGCAGCCACCUGAAUCACUGCCCCACAGCAAGGGUAACUACUUGCACCCCAGGAGACUGGAUAUGGGGCAAAAGGAUGUCCUGGUCAAUAGUGAGCUCUGCCAGAUGGAAACAGAGAGGCAAGCCACAGCCCAGAAUGGUAGAGAUGGAGAGAAACAGACAGCAGCAGCUGAAGAAAAUGCUGAGAAAACCAAUGACUUCCAGGGCGUCAGGGGUGGUGUAAUCCAGAGCACACGACGCAGACGCCGUGUUUCUCAAGAAGCCAAUUUGCUGACUUUGGCCCAGAAAGCUGUUGAGCUGGCUUCUCUUCAGAAUGUAAAGGAACCAGAUAAUUCUGAAGAGAAGAAUGUGCUGAUAUCAGCUCCAGGACCUACAGCUGCCAAAAGUGUUGUUGAAUUCGCCAGUUCUUCACCAGCUCCCAAAAGAGCUCGAGAGGAUAAUAGCCUCGUGCCUCUUAUCAUUCCUGUGUCUGUGCCAGUGAGAAAAAUUGACUUGCAGAAUCUUGGAAAGGAAAAGUCUGAAGAUGGAAAGCUGCAAAGAGGCCAAACAAAUGAUCGAGCUCCUUGUGAACGGAAGCCUUCUGUGAUAGUCACUCGGAGGCGAUCCAAUCGUAAUACCAACAUGGAAACCUCAAAUCAGCACGAAGACACUGUUCCAAAGGAUGAAGCAGAGGGCUUUGCCCGGAAACCAAAGCAGAGGCCAAGACCUGAGCCACUCUUCAUACCACCAAAAGCUGGCACAUUUAUUGCACCACCUGUUUAUUCUAACAUUACUCCUUACCAGAGCCACUUACGGUCCCCUGUCCGUCUGGCAGAUCAUCCUUCAGACAGGAACUUUGAGCUACCUCCUUACACUCCUCCACCAAUUCUUAGUCCAGUGAGAGAAGGAUCUGGGCUGUACUUUAAUGCUAUCCUCUCUUCAAGUGGUCAUUCAGUUCCACCUCCAAUGACUCCUAAAAGUGCUCACAGAACUCUGCUUAGAUCAAACAGUUCAGAAGUUACCCCUCCUGUUCUCACAGUUGUGGGGGAAGCCACCCCAGUCAGCAUUGAACCGAGAAUAAAUGUAGGAACUCGCUUCCAAGCAGAUAUCCCAUCACUCCAAGACCCAUCCCUGGCAGCAGCUGAUGAACAUAAAGCAGAACUGGUGUGGCAGCCAUGGGAUGACCUGGAAACCAACAGAGUCACCCAAGAGAAUGUGGAAAACCUGCUAGCUGCUGCCUGUUCAAGCAUUUUUCCUGGGGGUGGAACCAACCAGGAGCUGGCAUUGCAUUUCUUACAUGAAGCAAAGGGAAGCAUACUGGGAGCUUUGACCAAACUGCUUUUGGAGGGGCCAGUACGAUCACCUACCCACCCUUUGGCAGAUUAUCACUACACAGGAUCAGACAAGUGGAAAGUUGGAGAGAAAAAACUUUUCAACAAAGGCAUUGCCAUCUACAAGAAGGACUUUUUUUUGGUCCAAAAGCUUAUAAAAACCAAAACAGUGGCUCAGUGUGUUGAAUUCUACUACACAUACAAGAAACAGGUGAAAAUUGGUCGGAAUGGGACCUUGAUAUUUGGGGACAUUGAUGCUGCUAAUGAGAAAUCUAUGAAGGAUGAAGCUGAAGUUGACAUCAAGAGUUCCCAUAGGUUUGCACGUGUUCUUCCUCCCAGAAGGGACUUUUACAGUGAUGAACAAGGCCAUGAAGAUGAGGAGGAAGAGGAGGAAGAAGAGGAGGCCGAGGAAGGGUUGGAUAACAGAAAAAAGGGCACAGUUUCUUUCAAAGAUGAACAGACACUACAAGAUGGUGUAAUAGCCAGUGAUGCCAGUAUCAGGAGUCAAGAGGCAGCUGUUACAGGCAGAACUGGAAGGAAGCCAAGGGAGACAACAGUGAAGCCUCGGAAGCCCAUUGCUGCUCCAGUGCAGAGGAGGAGGAGGAAACAGAAGAUAAAAUCAGAUGCUGUCAGUAAAAAUCAGAACACAGAAAACACCUUUCCAUGUAAAAAAUGUGGCAGGGUGUUCUACAAGGUGAAGAGCCGCAGUGCCCACAUGAAGAGCCACGCGGAGCAGGAGAAGAAGGCGGCAGCACUGGAGCAGCGCCAGAGGGAGGCGGCUGUGGCGGCAGCGGCGUCGGGAGCUGCGCGGAGCCAGAGCCGUCGGGGAGACAGCAGCGAGAGCAGCAGCAGCGGGAGCAGCGGGAGCAGCAGCAGUGCGAGCUCGGAUGAAGAUGGGGAAAUAUAGCAGCAGACCAGAAGUGGAGGGAGUGGCAAGGCUGGACCCAACCUCCCUCCUGGUGGUCUUAACUUUGUUUUUUGCUUGCACUUUUUUUCACCUGGAACCAUCAGGGCUCCUUUUCAGUGCUGCCCUUCCCUUGUGCCCUGUGUUCUGCUUCGGAUUGCCAGUACCGACCAAGCCAGAAUGAUGGAUGGGAAGAUUUGUUUCAAGUUGUGGUUUGUUAUGGGGUUUUUUUGUUUUGUUUUGUUUUUUAACAAUUAAGAUUUCUACUCUAUUUAUAAUGAUACUUGAGGUACAUAAUAGAACAAUGUCACCUGCAGUGGAAGUAAGUUCUCUCUGAGGUCAGUUGGACCUUUCUUUUUGUGCUUGUUGGGAAUCAUGAUGCAGGACUCUUGGAUAUACAGGUUUCAGACCAGAGCAAGAAAAUAAUGCUUUUCUCUGAGCUAACUGUAUCCAGUUACUGUGACACUGGUGAUUUCUGGAUGUUUCUUUUCUCAGCAAGUUCUCCUUCCUGUUACACUUUCCUGCCUUUCUUUCUGAGUGUUUAUUCAGGCAGCCAACAACUUUUGUGGAAAGACAGUGUGCACUUUUGGCCUCUGCUUCACACAAAUGAAUAGUGGGAUGAGCAAGACACCUUCUUCCUUUUGAGAACUUGUUUUCAAAAGGAAGCCUGAGGUGGUUUCUUUUAUGCCAUUAGGAAUGCAGCCUGUGGGAUAGUAGCCACAGGCCUCACGGGUCUUCUCAUCUUGGAAAACAAAAUAGUCUGCCUUUGAUUAACCUAAUGGAAGGUAGUCUGGGCUUCACAAGUGCAAUUUGAACUGAAAACUGCUGGGUUUGACUUUGCAUAAAUGGGAAAAAGUUUGUGUAGUGAAAAUGAAUGAAAUCCACCUCAUGUGCUGGAUUGUGUGCACCUCAAAGGUGGGAGGAGUGCUCUCAUCUCCAGCAGUCUCCCUGAAACCUCUGUUGAAUGGCUCUUACCUCUCAGUACAUCCAUUUCUUUCUUGUGGCAUCCCUCUUUUGUUCCAUGGAAUUGCCAUCAACAAGAGCCCUCAUUCCCUGAAUAAUUCCUGUCAGACAGUAUGGAAAUGCAGGAGGAGCUCCUCACCUGCCUGCUGGCUCGUCCUUGCUCUUUGCAGAAAGGCUGACUCUUCCUUCAGAACUGACACAUGCUAAUAGCCCAAAAAGCCUGGCCACCAGGAGAUGAGUUAGGAUGUUCAAGUGGUGACACAGAUGCUAGAUUUGCACAGGAUUGUUCUGUACAUCUUUAAGGCUCAUGUUUAUCAUUGUUCCCCUUGCUCCCCAGCUCCUUCCCUCCAGCCUGUGCCCAGAAGCAGCUUCCUGGGUGCCAGUGCUGGGUCAGCUCACCUGUGCAGU